CAAACUCGAUACCCAAUACUACACCACCAACCCAUCACUUCUUGAUACCUCGCGACACAUCCACCGCAAUGUCGGCUACCCGCUCCCAGGACGCUACCGACUCGGUCGUGAACCAGGGCGAGUUCAGUUCUCACGUCCCUCGUACUGAGCCCGAGGAUGAUGCUCUGAAGCACAAGCCUGGUGUCAAAGCGACGCCGGCUGACUUCGCUCCCGAGUUCACCACCGAGACUUACCCUCCUGGCACUGCACCUGCGAACCGCUCGUUCAAACCCAACAACUCCGGUGAAGCUCUUCCCACCUCCGAAGACCAGACCCCCUCUGCCUCCGACACGCUGGGCGGCUCCACUUCCGGUCAGGUUCACAAGACGGUGGGUCACGAACAGGCUAAGUCGUAGACGAUGAUCAUGGAUAGGUUGUGGCAGAAGAUUUGACGAAUUUCAUGCUUGAUGAUGGUAUUAAUUCUGCCGACGGGGAAAUCGUGCAGAUAUUCGGCCAGAGUAGCCUGGUAGC
Molecule: messenger RNA, 510 nt
Organism: Aplosporella prunicola CBS 121167
Lineage: Eukaryota; Fungi; Ascomycota; Dothideomycetes; Botryosphaeriales; Aplosporellaceae
Exons: 2
Coding region: 69-395 (108 amino acids)
Source: RefSeq, a predicted model, not a curated record